CAAUUAUUUUUGUGGGUACUAUUAUUCGUAUGCUAGAUGCGAAAAGAUUAGAAUAAUUCUGAGAUGUCCAAAUGCGAAAAUUCUGAAAUAAAACGUGUCAAUAAACAAUUAAUUUUCAAUAAACAAAUGUAUAAAGAAUUAGGAGCACGUGUUCCUAUUUUUACAAGUCAAAUCCGCAGUUUAGUAAUGUUAUUCCCCAUAAAUAGGGAAAAAUGAAAACGAACCCCAUCGUAGCGUUACAGGGUUCGUUCACAUGUAUGUAUGCAUACAAGGUUUCCCGGGUUUCCCACAGUUUCCCCCACUGUACAUAGUACAAUUGCUAGAAAAAGUACAAUUUUGAAUUAUCCCGCCUCGCAGAAGAAGAUUGUUACCACACGUUUUGUUUAAUUACUUGUGAAAAUAAUACUUUUGAUUGAGAAUAAAUAGAGAUGAUGCAGCCAAACGGGACAAUUACACGGACAAGUAAAUUGCAGAUUUUGGAAACAAUUUACAACCUAAUGUACAGUCGUCGAAAAUCAUGAACCAUCCUUUAGAGCAAUGAACAAAAAAAAGUAUAAAAAUGAUUUUACUCAAAUACCAUGGGUACCAGCAGUGAAAUCGGUUGAAUCUAUUGAUUGGUCAUUGUGCCAACAACAUGCUAGAAAGCAGGCAUUACCAGGUCAUUCUUGGUCAAAAGUCACAUCCAAAAAACAUUUAAAUAGGUACAUAAAAUUAUCAGAAGAUUUUGGGAGCAUAUUUACAUCAACGGUGUACCAACUUCAUAAAAAGAGGUUGUUGAAAGAUAAAGAACAGUUUAAAGCAAGCCCCAAGGUAUUUAAACAAAAACUUGCAUAUCCUCCGUUGGAGUUUCAAAGAAAGUAUAAAGGUGAGACGCAACAAGGACUUGUAAAAAAAUAUGUGCAUCAUCUACCAAAUAAUAUUAUUAGUUUGGAAGAACUAGCUGAUGGUACUUGGUUACAUUCAAAUGAUGUUCAAAAGCAAGUUUCUAAAAUAUUUAAAAGGGUUGGGAAGAUUAAGAAGUUCAAAGAUGCUAAGCGGAAGGUCUCAUCAGAAAUAGAGAAUUUUCAACAAUAUGAGGCUGAAAUGCCAAGGUCAAUAGAAGAACAAAUAGAUAGUUUCUUAAAAGAAAUCAACAAGGAACAGAAGAGAUACGCAGAAUUAGAAGAUAAUGAAAUAAUUUGUUCAAGUAGUCGUGAAACUAUGUUUACAGAAUUAGACAGUUAUGAUUAUAGUAAUCUUGAAGAGGCAAAGAAAUAUAUUACUGGUAAAUUGCGGAAACGAGAAGAUUUCAACGAAUUGCUAGAAGAUUUGAAAUCCGAAAUUAUUGAAAAUUACAAACAACGUCUCCAAUAUAUUACUCUCGAUUGUAUCCUCUUGGAGACCAGUGAAAGAAGAAGAUUACGCUUAGACAAAUCACCUGUUGAGUAUCAACUUAUUACUAUACGAGCACCUGUUCCUUGGCAUACAUCUAAAUUAAUUGCCGAGCAUUAUAUGCAGCACAAUUUGUUCAUUGGAAACGAGAUACUGAAAGAUAUUCAAGAUCUUUAUUUUUCCAAGUAUCAAGAUAUGAUGAUACUAAGACUUCAAGAUCUAGGAGACUUUCCUAUCUCGGCUUUUGAAAUGGAGGGUAGAGUAAAUUCAUUAUGCAAUGAAACAAUGAAUAAACUCACAAAAGAAUGGUUGGCAAAUAUCGCUGAAAUUUUCUUAGAAAAAAAGCAUAUUUGGUCUUGUUUGGUAGAAGAGCACCACAAAGCCUCUACUGUAUUGAUACAAAAUUAUUUUUUAAGUGUGAACACCCUACUAUCUAACCAAUUACGGAUGAUAGUAAUGAAAACGUUGCAUCAUAUCAGAGAAUUUUUUAUAGAAUACAGCAAUGGAAAUUACUUUAAGGGUGAUUAUGAGGACCUGAUGUUUUGCAAACCUCCUUUCAUAACUAUAAUAAUUGAACCAGAACUUGGAACCCCACUUUUGCACUGUAAACCAAGCAUAUCAGAAGUACAAUCAAUGAUCUUACAAUGUAUCGACAACAUCCUUAGGGUGGCAGCAUAUGUUCCAAAAAUCGAAACUCUUCUAUUUCCUGAACUGGAAUGUCGUGAUUAUCUGUUCCCUAUAUCACGAUACGAAGAGGAGGUUUCGCUAAUAAUAGCCGAUACAUUAGAAGUCCUCAGUGUACAUGCGGCGGGACCGGGACUUUACCUAAAGUGUUAUGAUGAUUUGCUGUACAUCUUAGACGGACAAGCUAAACGAAAUUUGGACAAUUUCUUCGCGAUCGAUCCAUUCCCAUUUCUGCGUGAAUUCGAGAACCGAAUAAAGGACUACGAUAAUCUCCGAAAAGAGAUCACUAUAUUUCGUUCUAAGGUCCCUCUGAACAUGAUCGAGAUUGACUGUUCAUUAGUCAACAACACCUUGAGGCAAGUCCUGCAUGAUCUUCGCAGUCAGAUUUGCGAUUAUUUUGCUGAUGAACUACGGGCCAAUAACCGUGAUCUAUGUACCACCUUCGAUACGAUAGCAGAGACCAUCUCGAAGAUGCCCGAGAAAACGCGGGAAGUGGUCGAGCUAUAUAAUUAUCUAUGCGAGAGUCGAGACUCAACCUUGUUCAACUUGAAAAGGCAACUGGCACAUUCCAUCGAAUUACUGUUGUUCUUAUUUGACUAUCAACCUCCGGCAAUGGAAGACAUCCAACUAAGUUCCCGCGCCAUCACCUGGCCAAAGGAGAUGGACACAGUGAUGGAACUAGCGAAUUCUAGAUUGAACAUGAGAAGGGAGUUCCUGGAGGAUGUGCUGCGCAUAAAAAAGGAGACUUUUGAGCAUACGAUCAAGACCAUGGAGCAGGGGAUUGAUCAGUUUAAACGGAAGGAUCCUCCGAUGCUGACAAUGUCUGAAAUGGAGGACGCAGUUAGGGAGGUGGAGCACCUCUCCGCCGGGAUGGAGGCGAUUAAAAAGGAAGCCGAGGAAAUCAACGAAGAGGAAUCCCUUUUGGAUAUGGAAUUGAGUCCGUAUAUGACGUUGCCGGCGAUGGCAAACCUCGUGAAUACAUUAGACACAGUCUGGCACACCACGUUGAGCUUCCACGUGAACUACGAUAAGUGGUACUACGGUCCAUUUGAGGGGCUAAACGCUGAUGAGAUUACAGAUAAUGUAGAGAAUGUCUGGCGGACAUUGUACAGAUUGGCGCGUCUUCUGACGGAUGUACCUGGUGCGAGACGAAUUGUGGAUACCGUCCGCGGCAAGGUAGAAAAGUUUAAGCAACUGCUCCCCGUCCUGCAGAUUAUUUGUACACCAGGCAUGCAAAAGCGUCACUGGGAUCAGAUGAGCAAGAUAGUGAAUGUGGAGAUCGAGCCUACGGAAACCAGCAGUCUGUCAGACAUGAUAGACUUAGGGUUGCUGGUCCACAUCACCAAGCUCGAGGAGAUCGCGUCCGCUGCUGUGAAGGAACACGGGCUGCAGUUAAGCUUGCAGAAGAUGAAAGACGAGUGGAGCAAUAUAUUCUUCGACCUGACCGCAUAUCGGGAGACAGGUGUCGAUAUUCUAACAGCAGUGGACGACAUACAAGUGCUUCUGGACGACCACAUUCUGAAGGCGCAGACAAUGCGCAGCUCGCCCUUUGUAAAGGCGUUCGAACAUGAGAUGCAAGAGUGGGAAGAUAAGCUGCUGUUGAUGCAGGACAUCAUCGACCAGUGGUUGGUAUGCCAGGCGACCUGGAUGUACUUGGAGCCGAUUUUCAGCAGCGAGGACAUUAUGCGGCAGAUGCCCACCGAGGCGAAGAACUUCCGGCGGAUGGACAAGAUUUGGCGCACAAUCAUGAAGUACGUAGGUGCUAAUAGACUUGUGCUAGAGGCAACUGGCAUGCCGAAAAUGCUGAACGAGUUUAAACUAUGUAACAUGUUGCUCGACGAGAUACAAAAGGGCUUGAACGACUAUCUUGAGAGGAAGCGUUUGUUCUUCCCGAGGUUCUUCUUCUUGUCAAACGACGAAUUGCUAGAGAUACUCUCCGAGACCAAGGAUCCGCAGAGAGUGCAGCCGCACUUGAAGAAAUGCUUCGAGGGAAUCAGUAAGCUACGGUUCACUAAGGAAGAGGAGAUUAUUGGGAUGUUGUCUGAUCAAGAGGAAUACGUUCCUCUGAGCGGAAAGAUAUACCCUGCAGAUGCGAAAGGUAUGGUUGAGAGAUGGCUAAGCCAGGUUGAGCAGCUCAUGGUGACCUCUCUCCGCGACAUUGCUGAAGAGAGCGUAAUCUCGUACUUCGACACCCCUAGAGCCGAGUGGAUAUUUUCUUGGCCUGGUCAGAUAGUGAUUUGUGCAAGCCAAGUACAUUGGACCAGCGAGGUUUGCGAAUCAUUCGACAAUCAGAGUACAAAUAACUAUUUAUACACGUGCAACUCUCAAAUUGAGGAGGUUGUGUCCUUGGUCAGAGGCAAGCUGGAGGCAGGAGCUAGGAUAACGAUCAAUGCGUUGAUCGUCAUAGACGUUCAUGCGCGGGAUGUAGUCAAGUUGCUCGUCGAGAAACAAGUGACAGACGCGAUGGACUUUGAUUGGAUAUCGCAGCUGCGAUAUUACUGGCUGAACAAUAGCAUCACGGUUGCGAUGAUCACAACCAGCGUAGCGUAUGCUUUUGAAUAUCUAGGUAACACCGCCAGGUUGGUGAUCACACCGUUGACCGAUAGAUGUUACAGAACACUGAUGGGAGCAUUGAAAUUAAAUUUUGGUGGCUCACCAGAGGGACCAGCAGGAACUGGUAAAACUGAGACGGCAAAGGAUCUAGCGAAGGCUGUGGCCAAGCAGUGCGUGGUAUUCAAUUGUUCGGAUGGUCUAGACUACAAGGCAAUGGGGAAGUUCUUCAAAGGACUCGCUCAGUCUGGAGCUUGGGCCUGCUUCGACGAGUUCAAUAGAAUCGACCUGGAAGUACUCUCAGUGAUUGCACAGCAGAUUCUGACCAUACAAAUGGCUAUAAGCAUGAAGCUGGAGACGUUCAUGUUUGAAGGCACAGAGCUUAAGCUGAACCCCACAUGCUACAUCAUAAUAACGAUGAAUCCUGGUUACGCCGGCCGUCAGGAGCUUCCGGACAACUUGAAGGUUCUGUUCCGUUCCGUGGCCAUGAUGGUACCGGAUUACGCCAUGAUAGGCGAGAUCACGCUGUACUCUCUUGGAUUCAUAGACGCUAAGAAUCAAGCAGAGAAAAUCGUUCACACGUAUAAACUUUGCUCCGAGCAACUGAGCUCGCAGAAUCAUUAUGACUACGGUAUGCGAGCUGUAAAGACAGUUCUCGUCGCCGCGGGGAAUCUAAAGUUAAAGUACCCAAUGGAAAACGAGUCCAUGCUGGUCCUCCGAGCUAUCAUAGAUGUAAACCUCCCAAAGUUCUUGGCUCAGGAUGUUCCAUUAUUUAAUGGUAUUUAUAAAGAUUUAUUCCCAGGCAUUGACCUUCCUCAGCCGGAUAGGGACGAGCUGAUCGAACUAGUGAAGGUGAUCUUGGAGAAACGGAAUCUGCAAUCCACACCCUGGUACAUGGAGAAGAUAGUGCAGAUCUAUGAGAUGAUCCUAGUGCGACAUGGCUUAAUGAUUGUUGGACGCACGCUUAGCGGGAAAACGAAGGCAUACCAGAGCCUAGCAGAAGCUUUAGGUGAUUUAUCUGGUAAAAGACGGGCUGCUAUGAGGGAGUACCAAACUAUUUAUAAAAUCAUCAACCCGAAGGCCAUCACUCUGGAACAACUGUAUGGCAGUUUCGACCUGGUGUCCCACGAAUGGAGCGAUGGUGUUCUAGCGAAUAUGUUCAGAGAGUUUGCUCAAUCUUUCUCGGUCGACCGCAAGUGGAUCGUGUUUGACGGUCCUGUCGACGCCGUUUGGAUAGAGAGCAUGAACACGGUGCUUGACGAUAAUAAAAAGCUCUGCCUGAUGUCUGGGGAAAUCAUAACUAUGUCGCAUAAGAUGAACAUGAUAUUCGAACCCGAAGAUCUGGAACAUGCUUCGCCAGCUACUGUUAGCCGAUGUGGAAUGAUCUAUAUGGAGCCGUCUCAGCUUGGUUGGAAAGCACUGUUUGAGUCGUACAAGAAGUAUCUGAAAGAGAAGCUGCUUCUUGAACAGUUUGAACUUGUCGUGGAAUUGGUGGAUUGGUUAACAGAAUCGAUUCUGAGCUUCAUAGAUAGAUACUGUAAAACGUUUAUACCAGUAUCAGAGCUUCAUAUGUUUCUGUCUUUUACAAGAUUAUUUACGUCAUUGCUGGACGAAGAGACGCAGGUCAGUACUGUCUGGCUGCAAUGCAUAUUAUUGUUCACUAUGAUUUGGGGCAUGUGUUCGACGCUGACCAGUGAGAGCAGAAAGUCUCUGGAUGUUUAUUUAAGAAAAGUAUUGUUGGGUAAUGACGACGAAUGUCCCAGACCAAAAUCAUUUAAAUUGUCGAAGGCGCAGUUGUUCCCUGAGAAAGGUACUAUUUUUGAAUGGAUAUACGAUAAAAGAAAUAAUGGCAGUUGGAUAUCUUGGAUGGACCCAACGUUAAUGGCUACAUUAAUACCAGAGUCAAAAUCUAGUCAACUGAUAGUGCCAACAUCCGAAGUAGUAAUCCAAAACUUCUUUCUAACAAACCUGUUAUACAGGUCAAUACCCCUCUUAUUUGUGGGGCCAACAGGUACCGGCAAGUCUGCAGUCAUUCUGGACUACCUGGUGUCCUUGAACCGAGACAAAUACAUGGAGAAUGUAAUAAACUUCAGUGCCUGCACCACCGCUUUUCAGACUCAAGAAAUGGUAAUGUCUAAGCUAGAUCGUCGAAGAAAGGGUGUUUACGGUCCACCAAUGGGAAAGAAAUGCAUUCUCUUCGUCGACGACAUGAGCGUACCACAAACGGAAAUCUACGGUGCCCAGCCACCUAUUGAACUAAUUCGUCAAUGGGUAGAUCAUGGGCAUUGGUUCGACGUAAAAGACACAACGAUGCUGUACCUGGUGGACAUGUUCUUGAUCGCUGCAAUGUUGCCACCAGGUGGUAGUUCUAACUUGGUGACGUCUAGAUUAACUCGCCACAUGCACAUAAUUGGCAUCGACGUGUUUGAGGAGGCAACCAUUUCGAAAAUCUUCUCCACGAUCCUAGAGAAUCAUUUCGCGAAGGGAUUCCCCCCGGAAGUUGCAAGAUUAGGGAAGAUGGUUAUCAGUGCCACCACGGACGUAUACUUCGCAGCUAUUCAGAAGUUCUUGCCCACACCAGCUAAAAGUCACUACACAUUCAAUCUGCGUGACUUCAAUCGAGUCAUCAAGGGCAUACUUCUGGUACCAGCCGCCAGGAUGCAGGACCCGGAUAAACUCAUCAGAUUGUGGAUCCACGAAGUGUACAGGGUAUUCAAUGAUAGAUUGGUGGACGUCAACGAUGAAGAGGUUCUGUUUAAGAUAGUAAAUCAUACCUGCUACGAACAGCUCCGACAGCCUAUGGAAAAGGUACUCGCUAGAUUUCUGCGGAACAAUGAGAAAGUGAUUAAAAGUUCGCAUAUCCGUGACCUUUUCUUCGGCAACUACAUUGAACCCGAUGCCAUUCCCAAGGUGUACGAUGAAGUGGUGGACUUGAAGGACUUACAGAAAAAAAUGGACUUCUAUCUAGUAGAGUACAACAUGCUUUCCAAGACUCAAAUGAAUCUAGUCUUGUUUAGGUAUGCCAUCGAUCACAUUUCCCGUGUCUCACGGAUACUUCUACAAGAAAAUGGUCAUGCUCUUCUAGUUGGGAUCGGCGGAUCUGGUAGAAGCUCCUGUGCCAAACUCGCAACCAGUAUGUGCGAGUAUCUGAUAUACCAGGUGGAAAUGACCAGAUCGUACGGAGUCACGGAAUGGCGAGAGGACAUGAAGAAUCUACUGCUUCGCGUAGGCUGUGAUGGGAAAUCCACUAGCUUUCUCUUCGGCGAUCACCAGAUCAAAACGGAAUCAUUCGUGGAGGACAUAAACAUGAUACUGAACACAGCGGAUAUACCAAACUUGUACAACUCCGAGGAGAAAGCCGAGAUCAUGGACAAGAUGUCGAACUUGCCCCAAGACACCGGGAAGAAAGGGGAGACCACGCCGAUGACACUCUACAACUUGUUCCUAAAAAGAGUCAUGAAGUGUCUUCACCUGAUCUUGACUAUGUCGCCGAUUGGAAACGCAUUCAGGAAUCGUCUCAGGAUGUUCCCAUCCCUCAUCAACUGUUGCACCAUCGACUGGUUCACAAUUUGGCCGGAGGACGCUUUGGAGAAGGUGGCACGGAUGUCCUUACAGAACGUGGAGAUCAGCGAAGAUCUGCGUGAGAAGUGUGUACAAAUCUCCAAGGAGUUUCAUACAAGCAUUACCAAAGCCAGCGAGGACUAUUUUAAAACACAAGGUAGGAGGUACUAUACGACUCCCACCAGUUUCCUGCAGUUGAUUAAUUUGCUGGGUAAGCUAUAUAAUCGAAAAACUCAGGAGAUAGUGUUGGGACAGAACCGUUACGAAACUGGUUUGGAGAAAUUGGACUUUGCAGCUGGCGAGAUAGCGGUGAUGAAGGUGGAGCUGCAGGAGCUGCAGCCGAAGCUGAUGGCGCAGUCCGACUUGAGUAACAAACUUAUGAUCAAAAUAGAGCAGGACACGAUCAACAUAGAGGCGAGAAAGGAAGUGGUGGCAGCUGAGGAAGCAUUAGCGAACGAGGCUGCUGCAGCAGCUCAGGCCAUAAAAGACGAUUGUGAGGGCGAUCUGGCCGAAGCCACCCCAGCGCUAGAAGCCGCUUUAGCCGCUUUGGAUACCCUCAAGCCUGCGGACAUUACUAUCGUGCGAUCCAUGAAAAGUCCACCGGCGGGCGUAAGAUUAGUGAUGGAAGCUGUGUGCGUGCUGAAGGGUGUAAAACCGGAAAAGGUCACAGACUCAGCAACCGGACAAACGGUGGAGGACUACUGGCCGGCAUCCAUAAAGGUACUCGGCGACAUGAAGUUCCUCGAGAGCCUGAAGAACUUCGACAAGGAUAAUGUGCCACCAGUGUACAUGAAGAAGAUUCGCGAUAAAUUCAUCAACGACAGGAGCUUCCAGCCAGAGGCCAUUAAGAAGGUUUCGACCGCUUGCGAGGGUCUCUGCAAGUGGGUGCGAGCCAUGGAGGUCUACGACAGAGUUAUCAAAGUUGUGAAACCGAAGCAGGAAAUGCUGGCGGAAGCGGAAGCUGCUCUGGCUUCGCAGAUGGAAGCUCUGAACGCCAAGAGGGCGCUUCUACAGGAAGUCAGCCAGAAACUGCAAGCUUUGAACGACGAAUUCGCCGAAUGUAUGCGUGAGAAGAAGAAGCUGGAGGACCAGAUCAACUACUGUAUGCAGAAACUGGACAGAGCCGAGAAGCUACUGGGCGGUUUGAGCGGUGAGAAGAACAGAUGGAAUGAAAACGCGAUCGCGUUAGGUCAGAGCUUACACAAUGUCAUCGGUGAUAUACUCCUUUGUUGUGGGGUGAUAGCUUACCUAGGAGCCUUCACAGUAGACUACAGAACCAGUCUGAUCGCUCAGUGGUACUCAUUCUGUCAGAAAAUCAAGAUCCCUUGCAGUGACAAAUUCAGUUUGAUCGAUGUACUAGGCAAACAAGUGGAAAUCAGGGCAUGGACGAUCUUUGGUCUCCCAGCGGACAACUAUUCUGUGGAAAAUGGCAUAAUCGUGAAGAAUGCAGACCGCUGGCCACUUUUGAUUGACCCGCAGAAUCAAGCGAACAAGUGGGUGAAGAACAUGGAGAAGGAGAACAAGCUAGUGGUUAUCAAGCUUACUGAUCCAAAUUACGUGAAGGUGGUUGAAACUUGUAUACAACUUGGAACACCAGUUCUGUUGGAGAAUAUUCUCGAGGAGAUCGAUGCUAUACUCGAACCAGUGCUGUUGAAGAAUAUAUACAGAGAGCGUGGCGAGUUGUACAUGAAGUUUGGUGAAAACGUUAUCGAGUACAACACCGACUUCAAAUUUUAUAUCACCACGCGCUUGCGGAAUCCUCAUUACUUGCCAGAGGUAGUUGUCAAGGUGACCUUGUUGAACUUCAUGAUCACACCGCAGGGACUACAAGAUCAGCUGCUGGGCAUUGUUGUCGCCAAAGACUUGCCUGUUCUCGAAGAGCGUAAAAACCAGCUGAUCGUAGAAGGUGCGAACAACAGGAAGAUCUUGGAAGAAGUAGAGAAUAAGAUUCUAGAAGUGUUGUCCCUCUCGGAGGGCAAUAUACUCGAGGAUGAAACAGCGAUCCAAAUACUGUCCUCUUCGAAGGUGCUGUCAGAGGAUAUUCAAGCAAAGCAGACGAUAGCUGCAAAAACUGCAAUAGAGAUUGAUAACGCUCGUAACGGAUACAUGCCCGUUUCAGAGCACGGAUCCGUCCUCUUCUUCUGCAUCUCAGAGCUGACAAACAUUGACCCGAUGUAUCAGUACUCUCUAGUGUGGUUUAUUCACCUGUACAUCAUGGCAAUAGCCAACAGCGAGCAAACAUCGAACUUGGCUGUCCGGAUAAAAAGCAUGAACACGUACUUCACUGCCAGCAUCUACAGAAACGUGUGCCGGUCCUUAUUUGAGAAGGACAAGCUAAUAUUCUCCUUUGUCCUGUGCGUUGGUCUAAUGCGUGCAGCUCAUGAAUUGGAAGAAAGUCUUUGGACGUUCUUGUUAACUGGCGGAGUAGCGUUGGACAAUCCUUUCCCUAAUCCAGAUUCGUCUUGGUUGACUGAUAGAUCCUGGUCCGAAGUAGUCAGAGCUACAAAUUUGCAAGGACUUGAGAAGCUAAAGGAUUCCUUCCAAAAGAAUACGCGCCAGUGGAAAACUUUCUAUGAUCUGUCUAAUCCCCAGGAUAAUCCUUUUCCACAACCGUUUGAUCAGGUGACCGAAGGCCUAAUUAAACUGGUGAUCCUCAGGUGUAUAAGACCAGACAAAAUCGUAGCUGCGGUACGGUCCUUUAUUAUACACCGGAUGGGACAGUUCUUCGUCGAACCUCCACCGUUUGACCUUCAAGGGUCCUACAACGAUUCUAGCAACGUGACCCCACUUCUCUUCAUCUUAUCCCCUGGAUCCGAUCCAAUGGCUGGACUAAUACGGUUUGCAGAGAACUAUGGGAUAUCCAAGAAGAAUCUUAUGACCAUAUCCCUAGGCCAAGGCCAGGGCCCUAUAGCCGCAAACAUGAUAAAUGUCGGAAUUAAAAGCGGGGAAUGGGUGGUACUCCAAAAUUGCCACUUGGCGAUUUCAUGGAUGAAAGAUUUGGAAAGAAUUUGUGAUGAAGUCAUCACGCCUGAGAACACGAAUGUCAAGUUUAGAUUGUGGCUGACUAGUUAUCCAUCCGAAGACUUUCCGAUAUCCAUUUUACAGAAUGGCGUGAAGAUGACCAAUGAGCCUCCCAAAGGGUUGAAGAACAAUUUACUUAGGAGCUACCUCAAUGAUCCUGUGUCAGAUCCGAAGUUCUAUGGUAGUUGCAGAAAGAUAGUAGAGUGGAGGCACCUUCUAUUUUCUUUAUGCUUCUUCCACGCUGUCGUCCAAGAAAGACGUAAUUUUGGACCAUUAGGCUGGAACAUUCCUUAUGAGUUCAAUGAGUCAGAUCUGCGAAUUAGUAUUCUACAAUUACAGCUCUUCUUAAAUGAUUAUGAAAAAGUGCCUUUUGACGCGCUUCUUUAUCUUACUGGCGAAUGCAAUUAUGGUGGACGCGUUACAGAUGAUAAAGACAGACGUCUAUUGAAUUCCUUACUUCAAGGGUUCUACAAUGCCGUAGUUAUCACUCAGCAAGAAUACUGUUUUUCACCAAGUUGUAUGUACCGUAUGCCUCUAAAUACCGAGCAUCAAGCUUGUGUAGCAUACAUUCGAAGUUUGCCAAUUGAUCAGCACCCCGAGGUCUAUGGUCUACACGAGAAUGCGGAUAUAACGAAGGAUAAUCAGGAGUCUAUGCAACUGCUCGAUGGAGCUUUACUAACACAGCCACAGAUUACUGGUGUUGGGGUCGAGCGAGACGUGGACGCUAUGGUUUUUAAUUUAUGCGACGAUAUUCUAUCUAAAAUGAGAUUGCCCUUCGACGUUGUGGAAGUGGCUAAGAACUAUCCAGUGCUUUACAUGAACAGCAUGAAUACGGUUCUUCGGCAGGAGCUGAUCAGAUUCAAUAACUUGUUGCUCGUUAUUAGAAACACCUUGGCGGACACGCAAAAAGCCAUCAAAGGCUUGGUUCUAAUGUCAGCAGAGUUAGAAGAGGUUUCAACGAGCAUGAGCAUCGGCAAAGUGCCUGGAGCUUGGAAUAAAAGGUCCUAUCCGUCCUUGAAACCGCUCGGAAGCUUUGUAAAUGAUUUAAUUGAGAGAUUAGAGUUCUUUCAAAACUGGAUAGACUUCGAUGCACCAAAUGUGUUCUGGAUAUCCGGUUUCUUCUUUACUCAAUCGUUCCUCACCGGCGUCUUGCAGAACUUCGCGCGUAAAAAUAAAAUUCCAAUCGACAGGGUGGACUUCGAAUUUGAAGUGACUGCAUUCGAAACCAGCGUGAACACUGCACCAUCCUAUGGAGUAUACAUAAAGGGCUUAUUUUUAGAAGGUGCUAGAUGGAAUAGAGAAGAAAAGACAAUAGAUGAGUCAAAGCUCAAAAUAAUGUUUGAUGUUUUACCAAUAAUAUGGCUACAGCCUGGUGAAAAAGCCCAAUUUAUUGCUAAAUCUGUGUAUCAUUGCCCGGUAUAUAAGACAAGCGCAAGACGUGGCGUUUUAGCUACCACUGGUCAUUCAUCCAACUUUGUUUUAUACAUUUUACUUUUGACAAUAGUUAGUGAAUCUCACUGGAUUAAAAGAGGAGCAGCAUCUUUAUGUCAACUUGACGAUUGAUAGAUCUAUAUUUAUAUGAAAAUCAAGGAGAGACAAAUAAAUAGAGAAACACACAAUAAAAAUUUGUCAAAUAAUAUAAUUGAUAUUGUAACAUUUCAGUAGUUGAUUAAUCUUACGAUCUACUUAUUGAACGGUGUAGUUACAUAUGUACAAUCUGUCUCUGUCUGUUCUGGGGCACUUCAUUUAUGAAUUUAAUCUUGAAUCUCUUAUGUGGGAUAAUGUGUAAUUCAAGACACUUAAUGAAAAAAUUGUUUAUUCAAUGAAAUUUCCAUAAGAAUAGACAGUCAAGAACAUUGUGCCAAUAAUUAUCACAUCGCUGUAUGAUAUUGAUAUUUUUUUUUAGUUGUGUAUAGUUAAAUAUAUGUACAUAUGUGUAUGUUAAA
Messenger RNA from Megalopta genalis, 13133 nucleotides. It is a transcript of the gene Dnah3, whose product is annotated as dynein heavy chain 3, axonemal. Gene Ontology annotation, molecular function: ATP binding; dynein intermediate chain binding; ATP hydrolysis activity. NCBI's taxonomy places the organism in Eukaryota, Metazoa, Arthropoda, Insecta, Hymenoptera, Halictidae. Gene Ontology annotation, biological process: microtubule-based movement. Gene Ontology annotation, cellular component: dynein complex. The record is from RefSeq and is a predicted model, not a curated record.